GGUGGGUGGGAGCGCGGUCUGACGCCUCACGGAGCCGGCGCACGCCACGCCGCGCCCCGCCCCCUCUCACGCAGGCUCCGCGCGGCCUCGCGCCCGCGGCGAGCGAGCGCGCGCGCGCACCCGGGAGCGCCUCAGUUUGGGCGGCGGGGCCGGGCGGCGGAGGCCGGGCCGCUGAGGAGCCGGGGGAGGAGCCCGAGCCGCCGCCGCAGCCGCGGCCGUGGCGGUGGGGGAGCAUGUCCGCGAGUCGGGCCAAGAAAGUGAAGAUGGCCACCAAGUCGUGCCCCGAGUGCGACCAACAGGUUCCUGUUGCAUGUAAAUCGUGUCGUUGUGGUUAUUUAUUUAUUAAUAGAAAGUAUCUACAAAUAAAACAUUCAGAGAAAUCAUCACCUUUUGCAGAAGUGAACAAUACCGUGUCUUUGAAAGACUUGCGAAUUCUUUUUUUAUACGAAUUUAAACUGGGACAUAGUGCAGCCACAGCAAGUAGAAACAUCAUGUCUGUCUUCGGAGAAGGCUCUGUUAGUGAAAGGACUAUCCGCUGGUGGUUUGGAAAGUUUCGUUCUGGGGAUCUGAGUCUGAAAAAUGAGCCUCGAGGGAGACCCAAGUCUGUUUUAAAUGAAGAUCAGUUGAGAGCCAGAGUGGAAGCCAACCCCAAGACAGCAAUUCGAGGCCUUGCAGCGGACUUAGGAGUUUCUGCUACCACUGUUUCUCGACACCUGGCUGCAAUAGGAAAGGUAAAACAAUUGGACAAGUGGGUAACGCCAGUUGAUGCAUGAUCAUAAACUGCACGGUUGGAGAUACGCCCAUCCCUUAAGAUUUAAAAGAGCAGAGACCUUAUGAGAGCAUUAUAAGCUGUGACCAAAAAAUGAAAUGGAAGGUGACCUGGACAAUGGUUGGAUGCUGAUGAAGUUCCCAAAUGUGUUAAAACUGAUUCAACCAAAAGAGGGUGUGGUGGUAACUGUGGGUGGCCUGCAGAAAGGGGGUUUCAUCACUGCUUUUAACCCGAACUGCCUCUGCUGUUGGUCAGCUAACAGCAGUGUUGAGGAGGAGUUGAAAUCAUGUAUCCUGAUCACUCUGAAGUCACUGCACUGAGUGGGACGAGGUGCUUGAGAGGCGAAGGCGACGGACUGCUAAAAUCCCUGCCCCGGUUGGCAGGUGCGGCCCUGCGCUUCCCCGGGACAGUGUUCGAGCACGACGUCGCAGCCCACCACGGGGAGGUUGGCCUGGCGGGGCAGAGAGUCCGCACGUGCCUCGCUCUCAUCUGGCCUCUUCAACGGGUGGUCGCCCUCUUCGUAACUUGUGACUAAGAAACAACAUUCUCCAGUUGGGCAGCAGUAAUUGAAGGAUUUAAAUAUAUUUUAGCAGUACUGAAUUUUAUAAAUAUGGUAUAUAUUAUUUAAUAUUUGGGGAACUUUAUCAUUUGGGGCAAGCAGCUAAUACUAAUAGUGCAUAUUUUAGCUGGCUAAAGCUGCUGUUUUUCUCAAGAAUGUAACAUUUACAUUUUGACCUA
Phyllostomus discolor (pale spear-nosed bat) is the source of this 1507-nucleotide messenger RNA. RefSeq names its product histone-lysine N-methyltransferase SETMAR-like. The record is from RefSeq and is a predicted model, not a curated record. Bases 234 to 773 code for a protein of 179 amino acids. The transcript is spliced from 3 exons. NCBI's taxonomy places the organism in Eukaryota, Metazoa, Chordata, Mammalia, Chiroptera, Phyllostomidae.